Molecule: messenger RNA, 1491 nt
Organism: Meyerozyma guilliermondii ATCC 6260
Lineage: Eukaryota; Fungi; Ascomycota; Pichiomycetes; Serinales; Debaryomycetaceae
Gene: TRP3
Product: bifunctional anthranilate synthase/indole-3-glycerol-phosphate synthase
Exons: 1
Coding region: 1-1491 (496 amino acids)
Biological process (GO): L-tryptophan biosynthetic process
Cellular component (GO): cytosol
Molecular function (GO): indole-3-glycerol-phosphate synthase activity
Source: RefSeq, a predicted model, not a curated record
AUGACUCGUUUCACAUGGAACCUCUACCAGUACUUAUGCCAGAGUCGUUUUUGCAGAAAGGUGGAUGUUUAUAGAAAUGACCAAAUUUCCAUUGAAACCGUUGAGAAUGAAAUCAAGCCGGAUAUAAUAUUCAUUUCUCCUGGUCCCGGUCAUCCUUCUACCGACUCGGGUAUAUCUAGAGAACUUAUAGACCACUUCAAAGGCAAACUUCCUAUAUUUGGAGUCUGUAUGGGCCAACAGUGUAUCUUUGAAGUCUUUGGAGGUGAAGUUGCAUACGCUGGAGAAAUCGUUCAUGGCAAAACUACUACAAUUAAACAUGAUGGAAAGGGAAUGUUUCUGAACGUUCCGCAAUCUGUUGCUGUCACGAGGUAUCAUUCUUUGGCUGGAAGCUUAAAGUCCUUGCCUGACUGUUUAGAAGUCACCGCCACAACUGAAACGGAACCACUGGUUAUUAUGGGUGUUCGUCACAAGACGUAUGCCAUUGAAGGUGUGCAGUUCCAUCCUGAGUCUAUUCUUACCGAAUCGGGUCGUAUUAUGAUCGAUAAUUUGCUUUCAUUGUCUGGUGCUACCUGGGCCGAAUGUGACCAGAUGGGAAGUGGUGCGGUAAAAAAAGAGAAUAUUCUCACCAAAAUCUACAAGCAGCGCCAAGCGGAUUACGAGGCAAUUGAGGUCAUUCCUGGACGAUCGUUUGCAGAUUUGGAGAUGACAUACUCUCUUUCCGUGGCACCAACAUUGAUAGACUUUUAUGAACGAAUGGUAUCAACUAAGAAUGCCCAUCAAAACGUGAUACUUUCGGAAUUCAAGAGAGCUUCCCCAUCCAAGGGAAACAUCAACAUAAGGGCUCAUCCCGGUAAACAGGCUCUCACAUAUGCUCGGCAUGGAUGCUCGGCCAUAUCUGUGUUGACAGAACCAACAUGGUUCAAGGGAAGUAUUGAAGAUAUGAGCUUGAUCAGACGAGUCAUUGAUACUAUACCCUCAGUUGACGGUUAUAAACGUCCUGCCGUGCUUCGUAAAGAAUUCAUCUUCAGCAAGUACCAGAUACUUGAGGCACGUUUAGCAGGGGCAGACACUGUUCUUCUCAUUGUCAAGAUGCUUAACAAUGUAGAGUUGCUUUCUGAACUUUACAAGUUUUCCUGGAGCUUAGGUAUGGUGCCCUUGGUUGAAGUCAACGAUAAAAAAGAGCUAGAAAUCGCUUUAAGCUUGUCGCAUAAAGAAAGCACAGAACCUUUGGUUAUUGGAGUCAACAACCGUAACCUCACUACCUUUGAAGUGGAUUUGGGAACCACAACUUCUUUGGUAGAGUACGCCAAAAGUGGCAGCGAGAGAAAAGGACCAGUUUUGGUGUUGGCAUUAUCCGGCAUCAGCAGCACCAAUGACGUUACAAAAUAUAAAAAGGAAGCCGUAGAUGGCUUUUUGAUUGGUGAAAGCUUGAUGAGAGCAGAAGAAGCCGGUAAAGCUGGAGACUUUUUGCAGCAAUUGAUCGAGGCAUAA